Molecule: messenger RNA, 1484 nt
Organism: Cornus florida
Lineage: Eukaryota; Viridiplantae; Streptophyta; Magnoliopsida; Cornales; Cornaceae
Product: agamous-like MADS-box protein AGL15
Exons: 10
Coding region: 1-1137 (378 amino acids)
Biological process (GO): positive regulation of transcription by RNA polymerase II
Cellular component (GO): nucleus
Molecular function (GO): RNA polymerase II cis-regulatory region sequence-specific DNA binding; protein dimerization activity; DNA-binding transcription factor activity, RNA polymerase II-specific
Source: RefSeq, a predicted model, not a curated record
AUGGGUCGAGGGAGGAUUGAAAUAAAAAAGAUCGAGAAUGCGAAUAGCAGGCAAGUCACAUUCUCCAAACGCCGUGCUGGGUUGCUGAAGAAGGCGCGUGAACUAGCGGUUCUAUGUGCUGCCGAAGUUGCAGUUAUUAUUUUCUCAAACACAGGGAGGCUUUUCGACUAUUCGAGUUCUGGGUAUGGUCUGGUUUUUUUAUUUUAUUUUUUGUUUUUGGGAAUAAAAAAAUUCACAUACUUGCAUGUGUUCUUCGUCAUGUCAAUUGAUUCUUACUCUGUUUUGUAUGAUUUUUAUUUUUUAUUUUUUAUUUAUAUAUAUUUGGAUCUUUACUUUUGCAGCCACAGUUGUGGCAAUCACAGUAAGCGUGCAUUUUCUGCUGCUCAGUCACAGCAUAUUUGGGCUACGGUGAUUGCAACCACAAUGUGCUUGUUUGAUAGCUCCUCGAUCAUGCGAUGGAUUAUUGGGCAUGUGUUUGAUAUAUUUAUGGAUGUGUUCAUGAGCCUAUACAAGCCGAGUGAAACCCUACUUGAGUCAAUUAUUAACAGCAUGAGGCAAACGCUUUUAAGAUACAAUGAAUCUCAAAAAUCUUCAGAGACUGCUCUAGUAGAAGUGAAGGCAGAGAAGCAGGAGUCUAAGGAGGUAGACACACUGAGAGAGGAAGUUGCGAAGCUCAGAUGCAAACAGUCGCAGCUGUUGGGCAAGGACCUUAGUGGCUUGGGUUUAAAAGAAUUGCAGCAGCUAGAACAGCAACUUAAUGAAGGGUUAUUGUCUGUGAAGGGGAGAAAGGAGCAGUUACUAAAGGAACAACUGGAGCAUUCAAGAUUACAGGAACAGCGGGCUAUGCUCGAGAAUGAGACUUUGCGAAGACAGGUUGAGGAGCUUCGAGGUUUUUGCCAAUCGACUGAACAGCCAUUGCCACCUUAUCAUCAACGCUAUCCUUUGCAAUGGGAUAAUUCCCUUGUACAAAAUGAUGCCAGAAGUCCUCCCGACACGGUCUGCAACAGCUCAAUUGAGAAAGGGGAUACGACCACCAUGUUGACGUUGGGGUCAACAUAUGAUCUUCUCCAAUUGAAGAAGACACCCGAGAGAGAGACUCGUUCCAGCAACUCCGGGAGUCAAAUUGGCCUGUUAUGAUCGAUUUUCCCGCUGGUCUCUCCCCUCUUUUUGCAGUUGGAACAAGUGAACUUCAAGUUUAGCAGUUCUUGUUGAAGCAUCAUUUUGGCUAAGAAAUUCAUGAUGUUUAGAUGACUUCAACAUCCCCAAAAUGCUGGUACAAAAAUGUUUCUUUUUCUAGAGGAAGUUUUCUACAGGAUGCUGGUGAAAAAACAAAAAUACAAAAUGAAAUAGUAUAGAUCUAGUUAGUGUUUUUACUCCUUUGAAGUAGUGAACCAUGGACAUCUGAAAUUACAGGUUACUUUAAUGUACAAUGUCCAUCUUCGUUAUCUGAACACUCUUUAUAUACUUCUGUUUUUUGAUGCUCU